This is a messenger RNA of Photinus pyralis (common eastern firefly), 1582 nucleotides long. Its product is annotated as alpha-tocopherol transfer protein-like. The record is from RefSeq and is a predicted model, not a curated record. Gene Ontology annotation, molecular function: phosphatidylinositol bisphosphate binding. The transcript is spliced from 5 exons. NCBI's taxonomy places the organism in Eukaryota, Metazoa, Arthropoda, Insecta, Coleoptera, Lampyridae. Gene Ontology annotation, cellular component: membrane. The coding region runs from base 602 to 1498 and encodes 298 amino acids.
AAAAAUUCUUACCUCGGCCCAGGUUCGAACACCAGACCUCCGGCUUUAUAGCCCAACGCUCUACCAUUGAACUACAAAGAUUAUUUGUUUCUGGUUACCCACUUGUCUUCAGCUGUCACAUCUUCGGUUUGUGUUGGUUUUGGGAUCCCUGCUGCCAAAUGCAAGAUGCUGAUUGAAUGACGUGAAGAAUUAUGAAGAGGACUUUUACUUGUCCUGAUGGCGCAGACUUCCUGAGGCAAGUUAGGGCGGGCAUAAAAGCAGGGGCGGUUGCCGCAUGACCAAUAAGAGGACCUUGCGACCCUUCAAAGCAUACAGCUAUUAAGAGUUCAGAGAUUAUAACGGUUUUGCGUCAUUUCCAAUGAAUGGUCUGGACCUUGUCACCAUCAAAACUUUAUUAUUAUUGCUCAUUCUAAUUUCAUUCGUAUAGGAUUUAUGUACGUGUAACUGCGCCAUUUCCCAAUUGCUGAUCAGGUGAGCCGUAAACAAGAUCAUUUUGCAAUCAAAUUUAAAUAAUUAUGAGAGCCAAAUACACCAAAUUUGGAGUGGCGAAAUAAACUCGUGUACAUAAAAUGGACGUUGUUCAGUCAUCGAGAAACUCAAAAUGAAGAUCUUCGACGCACAGGACGAGUAUAAGAAGAAUAAAGAGUUAAGGGUAGAGGAUGUGAGGGCCCUGCAGGAGUGGGUUGAAAAGCAACCGCACAUGCCAUCAAUUUCAGAGUGCCUACUGAUCGCUUUCUUGCAAAGUUGCUAUUGGAGCAUGGAGCAGGCUAAGGAAGCAAUUGAGAGGUUUGUGACGUGGCGAGCGGCCUGGCCCGAUAUCUUUGUGGGCCUGGAUCCUCAUCGUCCCAAUCUAAAAUCCACGAUGGAUCAAAACCUAGCAACUAUGCUACCAAUGUCGUCUAAAAAAGGUUACAAGCUUCUCUACUAUAAAUUAAUGAUACCAGACUCUGCUGUAUUUACUGCAACGGAACUGAUAAAACUGGUAGAUAUGGUUCUUGCAAUGGACGUAAUGGAAGGAGGUCCAUAUGGCGGUUUCAUAAUGGUUUGCGAUUUAACCGAUUUUGAUGCAGCGCAUUUCAUUAAAGUGCGGGUCACAGAGACGAGGCGGUGUUUGCAAUAUUUCCAGGAGGCCAUACCAGUUAGGUUUAAAGCUAUACACUAUGUCGUAUCAGGAAAGAUGGUCGAGUUAUUAAUGGCUAUGGUAAAACCGUUUCUGAACAGAACACUCCUAGGGAAACUACACUUUCACGACUCUUACGAGGCAUUAUUCAAGUGUAUCCCCCAGGACGCGUUACCUAAGGAAUUUGGUGGAAAGAAUCCUAGUCUUAAAGAAUUGCACGAGAAUAUGAAGAGAACUCUGGUUGAGAACGUGGACUUCUUCAAGGACGUGGAGAAACUCGUCGCCAACGAAGCGCUACGAGACCGAAGUAAUUUAUCGGUUGAUUCAGAGUUGGGGGUUGGAGCGCAGGGAUCGUUUAGAAAAUUUAAUGUUGAGUAGCAUGCAUUUUAAAUUUUGAAAUCUCAAAAUGGUAGCAUACACACAUAGUAGUUUUAUGUAUUUCUAUUAAAUCGCGCAAUCGCU